GUAGCUGCUGCCUGCCACACUGUCCAAUCGCAUCUAGGGAGAGGAGGUGAGAGAGCGAGAGAGAGAGGGAGAGGGAAAGAGAGGUGGGGGAGGGAGGAGGAGGAAGAAAGGAAAGGAGGGAGAGAGGGAGAUUGAUCAUCUGAACGUCCUGGGCCUUGGAAUCCUUGAAGAAACACUUCAUUUUCUUUUUCACCCAAAAGAUUUUUUUUCCCACCCUGCGCUUCCUCACUUUCACCUCUCUCGGACUGGAGAGCUUGUGAGUUGCUUCUUCUUUUUUUUUUUCCCUUUUUUUUUUUGUUGUUGCGUUAAUCCCGGGAGACGUGCCACCACCACCACCAUCAGCAGCAGCAGCAGCAGCAGCGGUGGCGGUGGUAGAUGUAGGAAUAUCUCAAUAUCCCAUCCCGGGCACGUCGGAUAAGCUGCAGCAGCAAAAACACACGAGGCGAACAUUGCGGUGGACGGGAACAUGAUCCGUGCGGUUUCACGCCUCUCAUCCAGAGCGGGAGGCAGUUUGAGCUUGUUAUGGGGGUGACCGGAAGGAGAGAGUGACAGAGGAACAGUGAUGCUACUGUUUACAUAACGAGAGACGCUCUCUUUCUCUCUCUCUCUCACACACACACACACACACACACACACACACACGCAUGCACGCAUAUGUAAGCUCACAUGCACAUACACACACACACACACACACACACACACACACUCACUUAAAAACUUAAACACACACCCGGACACAUUUUCAAGGGACUCACUGACUGAGUCACCACACACUCCCAGGCAGUGAAUCAGUGACUCACACACUCAUAGACUGACACACACAUACAAGGAGAAAAGGUUGCUUGCAAGAAGCAGGACUACUUGUUGUGUGUGCCAUGGGUCACAGUAAGCAGCAGCUGUGCAUGAGUGUUGGAUACCUUUGAAAGUAAACCUCGUCCUCCCUCCCAGUCAAUCCUCCUCCCAUCCUUCUUCUUGUAGCAUCCCCUAAACACACCCGUCAUGUCUGAGCUAAGGACCAGGAGAACUGCCUCGUCUCCUCUUCUGCCCGUCUCCUCCCUGUUUGGGUCCCUUUUCCUCCUCCUCUCCUUCUGCCUCUCCCUUUAUUUCUAUCCGGCGUCUGCACAGCAGACUGUGCCUGUCAUUUCCACGGCACAGGGCCGCAUUCGAGGCAUGCUGACCCCACUGCCCUCAGACCUCCUGGGCCCUGUCCUCCAGUACCUGGGAGUACCAUACGCAAGGCCUCCAACGGGGGAUCGGCGAUUCCAGCCACCUGAGUCACCUUUACCCUGGCCGGGAAUACGAAAUGUGACACAGUUUGCUCCCGUGUGCCCACAGUCGCUGGAUGAGAGGAGCAUAUUGGGGGAUAUGAUGCCAUCGUGGCUCACAGCCAACCUGGAUAUAGCGGCAACGUACCUCACUCACCAGAGUGAGGAUUGUCUCUACCUCAACAUCUAUGUGCCGACUGAGGACGACAUCCAUGAGGAGGGGGGUCAGCGGCCUGUGAUGGUCUAUGUCCAUGGCGGCUCAUACACAGAAGGCACAGGAAACAUGAUGGAUGGCAGUGUGCUGGCAAGCUACGGCAACGUCAUUGUCAUUACCCUCAACUACCGCCUGGGAGUACUGGGGUUUCUUAGUACUGGCGACCAGGCAGCGAAAGGUAACUACGGCUUACUGGAUCAGAUCCAGGCUCUGCGCUGGGUGAAGGAGAACAUCGCAGCCUUCGGAGGAGAUCCACACAGAGUCACUGUGUUUGGGUCUGGGGCUGGAGCCUCCUGUGUCAGCCUCCUCACUUUAUCUCAUUACUCCGAGGACCUCUUCCAUAGAGCCAUCAUCCAGAGUGGCAGUGCUUUGGCCAGUUGGGCCGUCAACUAUCAGCCAAGCAAGUAUGCACGGCAGCUCGGAGAGAGGGUUGGCUGUGGCAUUGAUGACAGCACCCAACUGGUCGCCUGCCUCCAGGGCCGGAGUUAUCGGGAACUAGUGGAGCAGAACGUGGCGCCGGCCAAGUAUCACACUGCUUUUGCACCAGUGAUUGAUGGCGACGUUAUACCGGACGACCCGCAGAUUCUGAUGGAGCAAGGAGAGUUUCUGAACUAUGAUGUGAUGCUCGGGGUUAAUCAGGGCGAAGGUGUGAAGUUUGUGGAGGGCAUAGUGGACUCAGAGGACGGCGUCACUGCGGAGGACUUUGACUUUGCUGUGUCAGACUUUGUGGACAGUUUAUAUGGAUACCCGGAAGGCCGAGACACACUGAGAGAGAGCAUAAGGUUCAUGUACACAGACUGGGCAGAUCGUGACAACGCAGAGACUCGCCGAAAGACUCUGGUGGCACUAUUUACAGACCACCAAUGGGUGGCGCCCGCAGUUGCCACAGCUGACCUUCAUGCUCAGUACGGGUCCCCGACUUACUUCUACUCGUUUUACCACCACUGCCAGAGUGACGCCACUCCCCCCUGGGCUGACUCCGCCCAUGGUGAUGAGGUGCCCUAUGUGUUUGGCGUGCCCAUGCUAGGACCCACUGAUCUGUUCAACUGUAACUUCUCCAAGAAUGACGUGAUGCUGAGCGCAGUGGUCAUGACUUACUGGACCAACUUUGCCAAGACUGGUGAUCCAAAUCAGCCGGUUCCUCAAGAUACCAAGUUCAUCCACACGAAACCCAACCGCUUUGAAGAAGUGGCCUGGUCUAAGUACACCCCAAAAGAGCAGCUGUACCUCCACAUCGGCCUUAAACCCCGUGUAAGAGACCACUACCGCGCCACCAAAAUCUCCUUCUGGCUUCAGCUGGUGCCUCACCUGCACCAUGUCAACGAGCUCCUCCAAUCUGUGUCCUCCUUCACGCAUAGUCCCUCACCACAGGACGACACUCCUUACUCUUACACUAAGCGCCUGUCCAAAGGUUGGCCUCCGAGCAGUACACGUCACCCAGGAUCUCAAGGCGGGACCCCACAGCCCCCAGAGACUGCUGUAGGCCAAGGUGGAGGGGAAGAUGGAGUCCGUAUCCCCGCUGAGAACUACUCCACUGAACUGUCUGUGACGAUUGCCGUGGGAGCCUCCCUGCUGUUUCUCAACAUCCUUGCGUUUGCCGCUCUACUGUACAAGAAGGACAAGAGGCGUCUGGAGCACCGACGGUCCCGCCCACUCCCUCCCCCGAGACGAGAUAUCACAGCUGCGGACGUUGCUGCCCACUUACAGGGAGAAGGACUGAUGUCGUUACAGGUGAAGCAGCUUGAGUGUGAUGCAGCGUCAGCGGACGAGAGGAACAACGCUCAUCACCAUCACACUCUGGAUACGCUGGACGCUCUGGACGGUAUGGACACCCAGGACAUCUACAGCACACUGGAUACCGUGCGCCUCACCUGUCCGCCCGAUUACACCCUCACCCUGCGCCGCUCACCCGAUGAUGUUCCACUCAUGACAUCGCUGACCCCAGGAUCACUGCCUGUGACCCCCGGGUCACAUCCUGUUACCCCGGCAACACCAAUGACACCCAUGACACCUGGAUCAAUGGUGGGGAUGAGGAUGGGACAUCCUCACCAGGGAUACACACACCAUAGCCCGUAUAGUAAUACACACUUGCCACACACACACAUCUCCACGCACACACACUCCACCACGCGUGUAUAACUGCACUCCCACACUCCCACACACACACGUGCACACACACACACACACGCACACACUCAAACACACGCGAAACAAAAGACUUAAAUACCUCUACUAAUUACCCUGCAGGAUUGUUACAGAUGGUGCGACUGAAAGACAUUUUCAGUAACAGGAUGAAAAGACAGACAGCUGUGUGUUGCAUGUAGAGGAACUGAAGACAGACUGGAUCCCAGGAGAUGCAGUUCUAUGCAUCAUUCGAUCAUGACCUGGAACUUGACGAGCCAAGACAUCCAUCAAGUGUCUCCAAACCUGCUUUGGAUAUUAAAUCUUCUGCUUUUUUAACAGCUGGGGUAGAAGUGGAGUAGGAGUGCUGUGGGGAAAGAGUCAGUUAUCGAUCAGUUUAUAUCUCUUACUGUACCUGUGCUGCACAGUGAAGCAGUGCCCGGGGUACUGAGCAGAGCAGAUGCACAUGCAGUCCUGAGCUAAGAUGUACCCCACACACACACACACAGACUGCUGAUGUCAACUUGAACAACCUGUGAAAUGUGAAUGUAGCAUUUUUUUUUUUUUCCAAUGAAACGAUCAAAAGGCCCAAUCUGCCAAGGAUCAAACCAAGCUGAGGAGAAAAUAACAAAUUCCAGUAAGAUGUGGACGCAAAAACAGAUAGGGAGGAAGAGGGAGAUUAAAAGAAACAACAACAAAAAAAACCAACAACAUUAGUUGAAGGAAAUGUGAGGCAGAUUGUGGGAAAGAGAUUAGGAUUUUAUUGAGAGGGAUCUACCAGCUGUGAGAGCGAGAAAGACAAAGUGAGAUGGAGUGAUAUGGAAAACACAGAGAUGGAAAGUGUGCCAAGAGACAGAAAUUAGCUUCAGAAGAAGAAAGGGCCUCUGAAGCAUUGCCAGGCUGACUGAAGAAUCACUCUAACCAGCUAUGUGUUAAACCCUUGUAAAUAGAAUGGAGAGAUACAGAUGAUAUAUUAUGAUUUAUAGCAUUUAAUUGCUCUUGCAUUAAAACACGACUUAUUUAACCACAUUAUUGCUUUCAUCUCAGAUAUUACUAUAUUGUUGUAUAGAUGUCCUGAAGCAAGGCUGGUUGUCUUUCUAUCUCACCCACUGUAGUAUGUACACAGUACCUUUAUUUAAAACGCUAUAUUUGCUAUGCAGUCAUUUCAAUAAUUCGUAACUAUCUAAGCAUCUAGAUACUUGUUUGGUAGUUGAUGUGUAAGGCAUUUUCACUCUCUCCUGUCUCUGUUUGUUUCACCAUCAGAUGAGAAGCUAGUACUGUGUAGAUAGUGCAAUAUUGGUUUGAUGAUUAAGCACCAGCCGAAAACCAUGACCUACGACCCUUUGUACCUAAACUCUGCCUGCCCCCCCCCCCCUGUUCCUUGUGUUCCUUAGAUUUUUAACCCUUAAUACCUUGUAAAGUCAAAACUAAUUUAAUGUCUUAUUUAGUGUUUGUUGAGGGUCCAGAGUCACAGUGUGUCCCAAGAAUUUAGCAAUCUUUUUUCUGUAUUUGUUUAACUUUUACACAGCCCUUUGUGAAUGAAAGAACGUUGUAUUUAAUCAAUAACCCUUUCUUCAGAACGAAACAAACAAAAAAAGAAGCUCUAGUGUGCAACUAAAUAUAAAGAAACGUCAGUUACAUUCAAACUAUUGUCAAAUGAGAUCACACAAUGCUGAUUAGGCCAUUAGCUGCACACAGCUCUCGUUUAUAGCUUGUGUCCCUCUGGCAACAUUCCCGCACUGCACACAGGAUGUGAUAGGUUUUAUGUCAGAUGUUGCACUAGGAGAGCGAACAGGCUGCAAACGGGUUGGAGUAUGACAGAAAACUCAAAGAAGUGUGCACAAAAAGAAUUAAAUUCCAAAACCCCCCUCGUUCAGCAGUUUGACAGGAUAAACACCUCUUGCCCUCGCCCGCCCAUGCACUGCUGCUGUGUACAGGCAGCUCUGGUAGUAUUGACAGAGCUGUUUUCAGAUGAAGGACGCAGCAAACAGAUGAUGUUACAUAACGGAGGCAGAAUAAUGACAUCAAUAACAACCUGAAAAGAAAGAAAAGAAAAGAAAAGAAAAGCACCAAAAGUUACACACUGCAGCUUUAUCAUCUCUUUUCGGUGUCUUCCUCUUCACAGACCUGUCACUCACUCACUUUGGUUUAAUACCUGCCACCAUGUUGUCAGUGUUUUGGAGCCGGAUUUGAUGAACGAGGCGGAGCUGAGAAGGGACACACUGUGUGAUAUAGCAUGAGAGGAUUGACACUGAAGGCAAACACGCCUCUCGACGUACUGCUUUUCAAACCUUAACCCCUUUUAUUGGUAAAAACGCCAAACUAAUAACUUGAUGAAAUUAUGAUUAUGAGUUUGCUUCAGAUUGUAGUAUUAUUGUUUGGAUUAUUUUGUAAUCUGUUGGUGGUUACUGCUUUGUGUGACCACAAAGAUGUACCCAGCUUUCAUAAUAAAACACUAGUAUUUUGUAAUGGCAGCCGCUAAUAUGAAGCUCAAAACUCAACCAAAGGCCCCAACACUGAUAUUUUAUAACUUUUCUUUGUUCCUUCCUUUGUUCUUUUCCUUGCCCCUAACCUGUGUCUUGUCCAGUCCUCUCCUGCCCCCCCCCCCCAUCCCCGUCCCAGCCUUGUCUGUGUGACCACUUGCAGCUUUGCCACAGUGAGGCCUAUUUAACCUCCUCUCAUCCUAAGUAACUUCUUUCAUGAGAGAUUUUAGUUCCUUGUCAAAAUAACAUGUAAAGUGAAAGCUGAACAUUUUUUUGUGGAUGGCAAGCAAAGAACUUUUACAAAAUGGUAUAAAAGUAACGUUUAUUGGAUGUUUGAUUGUUUGGAUAUUUCUUUUCAUAUGGGUUUAUUGACUCAGCUGAUGGCUGGAUUGUGUCAAAGCAUAAAACAUUUCUGCUGCAUUUUUGAAAAAUAAAAAUAUCAAUAUU
This is a messenger RNA of Solea solea (common sole), 6530 nucleotides long. RefSeq names its product neuroligin-4, X-linked-like. The record is from RefSeq and is a predicted model, not a curated record. Bases 1000 to 3618 code for a protein of 872 amino acids. Gene Ontology annotation, biological process: modulation of chemical synaptic transmission; postsynaptic membrane assembly; neuron cell-cell adhesion. Gene Ontology annotation, cellular component: cell surface; synapse; postsynaptic specialization membrane. The transcript is spliced from 9 exons. Gene Ontology annotation, molecular function: signaling receptor activity; neurexin family protein binding. NCBI's taxonomy places the organism in Eukaryota, Metazoa, Chordata, Actinopteri, Pleuronectiformes, Soleidae.